AUGCGGAAGCCCAGCGUUGGGAAUGGAGGGAAACAAAGAGUACUGCGAGGUCAGCAAAGACGACGGAAGACAUGCGAGGUCAGCAAAGACAACGGAAGACACCAUAACAACCGGAAGAACGUGUGCAAGGCCUAUCACGGGAACUGGCAGCCGGAUUCCCCAAGCGAGUGCGGACCCUUAGUAGUGCGGUUCCCACUGACCCGCGAGGGCUUGGGCCACGAAACAGGGGAAGCGAAAGCGAUAUUUUGUGUGCGAGUGAAGACGUCUCAGUAUUUCCCAGGGAAACAAAGAGUACUGCGAGGUCAGCAAAGACGACGGAAGACAUGCGAGGUCAGCAAAGACAACGGAAGACACCAUAACAACCGGAAGAACGUGUGCAAGGCCUAUCACAAUGCCGAGAGCGUGGUGCCGUCCGCACGGGCGGAGAAGCCUCCCCUGGAGCAGCUGUACCGGGAGGGCCCGCUGCUGGGGAGCGGCGGCUUCGGCAGCGUUUACGCCGGGACCCGGCUCGCCGACGGCGUCCCGGUGGCCAUCAAGCGAGUGUCCCGGGACCGCGUCUUGGAGUGGGCGCGGCUGCACGACGGCGCCCUUGUGCCCCUGGAGCUGGUGCUGCUCUGGAUGGCGUCGUGGCCCGGCUUCCGCGGCAUCGUGCGGCUCCUGGACUGGUUCGAGCUGCCCGACGGCUUCGCGCUGGUCAUGGAGCGUCCGGAGCGCUGUCAGGACCUCUGGCACCUGCUGCACGCGGGAGGGUUCCUGCCAGAGCCCGUGGCGCGGGCGCUGUUCCGGCAGGUGCUGGGGGCCGUGCGGCACUGCACCAGCCGCGGCGUCCUGCACCGCGACAUCAAGGCCGAGAACGUGCUCGUUGACCUGGCCACCGGCGAGGCGAAGCUCAUCGACUUCGGCUGCGGCACGAUCCUGCAGGACACCUUCUACACCCAGAUGGCCGGAACGCGGGAGUACUACCCACCGGAGUGGAUCCUCUUUGGCCGCUACCAUGGCCAGCCAGCCACCAUCUGGUCCCUGGGCAUCCUGCUCUAUCAGCUGGUGUGCAGGCACCUUCCUUUCAAAAGCAGAGAGGACAUCGUCCGGGGACAGCUCUUCUUCCCGCCCCGGGUGUCUCAAGAGUGCCAGCACCUGAUCAGGUGGUGCUUAUCCAUGGACCCUGCAGACAGGCCAUCCUUGGAUGACCUUUUAGAACAUUCU
Cinclus cinclus is the source of this 1203-nucleotide messenger RNA. Its product is annotated as serine/threonine-protein kinase pim-1-like. The annotation marks the transcript as partial. Gene Ontology annotation, biological process: protein autophosphorylation. NCBI's taxonomy places the organism in Eukaryota, Metazoa, Chordata, Aves, Passeriformes, Cinclidae. The record is from RefSeq and is a predicted model, not a curated record. The transcript has 9 exons. Gene Ontology annotation, cellular component: cytoplasm. Gene Ontology annotation, molecular function: protein serine/threonine kinase activity; ATP binding.